AUGCUGCCGCCGCCACUCCCCUCCUCGCGCGCGCCGCGACCUGCUGCGCCUCCGCCUGGCGCCGGCGACGAUGCCGCCGCCGGCUUGGAGGGGCUGCGUCUGGCUCGCCGCCGCUGCUUUGGGGUGUCGGCAUUGGCGCCGAUCGAAAAUGAGAUGUUCUCGAAUGUCACCGCCAGUGAGUGCGAGAUAGGGCUAGCUGCUGGCGGCUAG
This is a messenger RNA of Emiliania huxleyi CCMP1516, 210 nucleotides long. RefSeq lists its product as hypothetical. The transcript is spliced from 3 exons. The coding region runs from base 1 to 210 and encodes 69 amino acids. Lineage: Eukaryota; Haptophyta; Isochrysidales; Noelaerhabdaceae. The record is from RefSeq and is a predicted model, not a curated record.